Molecule: messenger RNA, 1261 nt
Organism: Aspergillus eucalypticola CBS 122712
Lineage: Eukaryota; Fungi; Ascomycota; Eurotiomycetes; Eurotiales; Aspergillaceae
Product: putative MFS sugar transporter
Exons: 8
Coding region: 1-1245 (414 amino acids)
Biological process (GO): transmembrane transport; carbohydrate transport
Cellular component (GO): membrane
Molecular function (GO): carbohydrate:proton symporter activity
Source: RefSeq, a predicted model, not a curated record
AUGGCCGAACGAAUCCGGGGUCCAGACUGGGGUCGAUGGUGGGGCGGCGUGGGGUCUGGCCUAAUGAUGACUGGCAUCAUUGGGCCUGUCACGGUUAUGAACAGCUUCGUUUCACAAUUCGGCAGCCAAUCAUCAACAGUUCAUGGCUUGAUCGCGGGGCAUCUAGCGGACAAACCGGGAAGGCCAAAGGGCAUCAGCAUUGGUGCCCUGAUCUUUGCGAUUGGAGCAACUUUGGAGGCGGCUGCUGUGCAUAUCGGGAUGUUUGUUGUGGGACGUUGCAUUGAGGGUAUAGGUGAGGGAUUAUAUCUUGGAGCCCUGGUCGUCUACAUUUGCGAAAUUUCUCUGCCGAGGGUUAGAGGAGCAUUGACGACCGGGCCCCAAUUGCUGGUUACUCUGGGGUUGACCAUAGGGUUCUUUACAUGCUACGGUACUUCUUGUAUGAAGUCUUCCUGUUCAUGGCGCACGCCUUUCAUUAUCUUGGCUUGUCUGGCUACUACCUUCUCUGUAGCUUCACUCCUGUGGUUAAAUCCCUCACCGAAAUGGUUGACCCUCCACGGCCGGAGAGCGGAGGCUACUGCAGUUUGGGACCACCUUGGUAUCAGCCAGGCUGAACAGCACAAGUUUUUUGAUCUGUUUUCCAGAGAUGUACGGACACGUACUGUUUUGGCGAUGUUUCUCAUGUGCAUGCAGCAACUCAGCGGAUUAGAUGGUGUACACUAUCAUGCCCCAUUGCUUUUAGAGCAAGUAGGACUAGCUUCUUCAGAUGCUAGUUUCUUUGCCUCUGGUAAUUCUGCAACAAUUAUCUUCGCCGUAACCAUUCCGGCGCUCAUAUGGGCGGACAGGUGGGGCCGACGACGCAGCACUAUCUACGGUGGCACCGGCCUCGCCGAUGCCGUAUACAACUCAACUGGUGCAGGUCGCUGGGCAGUUGGCACCAAGAUCUAUGCAGCAGAGAUACAACCACAAAGGACUCGCGCAUCGGCCACUAGCCUGGCACAUGGCAGCAACCGGGCCGCCAACUUUCUGGUCGCACUGACGACACACAUUCUACUGUCAAAGAGCAGCUUUGGUGCAUACUUUCUUUUCGGAGGAUGCACCCUGAUUACGGCAUUCAUCUGCGCCCUCUUCAUGCCCGAAACAAAAGGACGAUCCUUGGACGAGAUUGAGGAGGCUUUCAUAUCUAUCUCGCUGUCCAAAACACUGUUGAAGGCCUUCAGACCUAUUACCCAGACAGCCCAGCGAUAAUUGACCAGAAUUGGGA